AUGGAGCCCCCCGGCGCGGUGGCAGGAGGCGGAGCGGGCAGCAACGUCCCUGCCUUCCUCACCAAGCUGUGGACGCUGGUGGAGGACCCGGACACGGACGCGCUCAUCUGCUGGAGCCCGAGUGGGAACAGCUUCCAUGUUUUCGACCAAGGCCAGUUUGCCAAGGAGGUCCUCCCCAAAUAUUUCAAACACAACAACAUGGCCAGCUUUGUGCGGCAGCUGAACAUGUACGGUUUCCGAAAGGUGAUCCACAUCGAGCAGGGCGGGCUGGUCAAGCCCGAGAAGGAUGACACUGAAUUCCAGCACCCCUACUUCCUCCGUGGCCAGGAACAUCUCCUGGAGAACAUCAAGAGGAAAGUCACCAACGUGUCCAGCAUAAAGAACGAGGACAUCAAGGUUCGCCAGGACAGCAUGACCCAGUUGCUGACCGAUGUCCAGCUGAUGAAGGGCAAGCAAGAGAGCAUGGACUCCAAGCUGAUCGCCAUGAAGCACGAGAACGAGGCCCUGUGGCGAGAGGUGGCCAGUUUGCGUCAGAAGCACACGCAGCAGCAGAAGGUCGUCAGUAAGCUCAUCCAGUUCCUGAUUUCCUUGGUGCAGUCCAACCGUAUCCUCGGGGUGAAGAGGAAGAUCCCCCUGAUGCUGAACGACGGUGGUUCACCCCACAGCAUGCCCAAGUAUGGCCGGCAGUACUCCUUGGAGCACCUCCACAGCCCGUCCCCCUACUCGGCAUCCUCCCCAGCGUACGACGGCCCCAAACUCUACUCUCCAGACUCCGGCCCCAUCAUCUCCGACGUGACCGAACUGGCCCAGUCCAGCCCGUCCCCCUGCCCCAGCACCAGCAGCUUUGAGGAGGAGAGGAGCAGCCACCUGGUCCAUAUCAAAGAAGAGCCCCCGAGCCCCUCCUGCAGCCCCUCCGCAGAGGACAUCGGCCCCCCGCUCUCGCCCUCCACGUUCAUCGACUCCAUCUUCCGAGAGGAGCAGCCCAGCAGCGCUUCGACCACGGCCUCUCCCACCCAGGGCAGCCGAGCGCAGCCCCAGGAAAAGUGCCUCAGCGUGGCCUGUCUGGACAACGUGGGUCGUGCUCCGCAGAUGUCUGAAGUCACCUGCCUUUUCCCCAGCCCUUCCUCUUCCUCCCUGCUCUGCAGACCGCAGCAAGGGAACGAGCUGAGCGAGCACCUGGAGACCAUCGAUUCCAGCCUGGACCACCUGCAGACCAUGCUGACCACCCACAACUUCAGCGUGGACACCAGCGCCUUGUUGGACCUCUUCAGCCCUUCCAUGGGGGUGACGGACAUGAACCUGCCGGAUCUGGACAGCAGCUUGGCCAGCAUCCAGGAGCUGCUCUCCUCGCAGGAACCGCAGAAGCCAGCCGAGGGGGAAGACGCCACGGCAGACACAGGCAAACAGUUGGUGCAUUACACGGCCCAGCCCCUCUUUCUGGUGGACUCCAACACGGUGGACGUGGGCAGCGCGGACGUACCCAUCUUCUUUGAGCUGGGGGAAGGAGCCGGCUUCCCCGAGGCGGAGGGUGGCUUGGAGGACCCCAGCCUCUCCCUGCUCUCUGGGACGGAGCACGCCAAGCCCCAGGACCCCGCGGUCUCCUGAGGCCGAGCUCAGCUGGGAAGGCCUGCCGCGGGCUCCCUCUGCCCUGCCCGGCGGGGGCCAGCUCCUUCGGGACAAGAGGGCUGUUGUGCGCACGCUUCCCACGGGGGUGUUGUGGGCCCGGCUUUGGAGACGGCGGCCUGGGCGUGGAGGGACGGGGCUGGGGCCGUGGGGCCACGGGACGUUCGCCUCUGGUGCUCGUCAGGCCUCCUCGCCUGUCCGAGAGACUCCGUGGCUCCUCCAAGCAGCGUCCGAAAGGUUGAGGGGGACCUCUGGGGUACGGCUGCGGCCCUGCCUCCUGGGGACCCCCACGAGAAGGUUCCCCACCCGCCACUUUCCCCCAGUGGGGUUUAUUUUAUUUCCCUUGGCUUAGCAGUGAAGGGUUUGUACAUUUACAUUUUGAUUGUUACUAGAAAAAAUUGUAUUUUGAAUUUUUACAUAAGAGAAGACGCUCCCUGCCCCUCCCUCUCUCUUCUCUCACAAUAUAAAUAUCUAUAUAUAUGUGCUCAAAUAUAUCUAUAUCUCUA
Crotalus tigris (Tiger rattlesnake) is the source of this 2129-nucleotide messenger RNA. It is a transcript of the gene HSF1, whose product is annotated as heat shock transcription factor 1. The transcript has 14 exons. The record is from RefSeq and is a predicted model, not a curated record. Lineage: Eukaryota; Metazoa; Chordata; Lepidosauria; Squamata; Viperidae. Bases 1 to 1605 code for a protein of 534 amino acids. Gene Ontology annotation, biological process: regulation of DNA-templated transcription. Gene Ontology annotation, molecular function: sequence-specific DNA binding; DNA-binding transcription factor activity.